This is a messenger RNA of Gossypium raimondii (Peruvian cotton), 855 nucleotides long. RefSeq lists its product as uncharacterized. The record is from RefSeq and is a predicted model, not a curated record. Lineage: Eukaryota; Viridiplantae; Streptophyta; Magnoliopsida; Malvales; Malvaceae. The transcript has 2 exons. The coding region runs from base 1 to 855 and encodes 284 amino acids.
AUGGAGAAUGAAAAUGCCAAGCAAUACCAACAGCUCCUAGACACACUGAUGAAACUUAAUGUCAAUAUUCCUUUAGUAGACGCUCUUGUGCAAAUUUCAAAUUAUGGGAAAUUUAUGAAGGAGCUCUUGUCCAAGAAAAAGAAGCUCAGUGAUAUGGAAACUACUGCACUCACAAAGGGCUGUAGUACUAUUUUGACAAAUCAAUUACACCCCAAAAUGAAAGAUCCUGGGAGCUUUACUAUCCCAUGUCCCAUUGGCAACAAUUAUUUAGGCAAGGCCUUAUGCGACUUAGGAGCUAGCAUCAAUGUAAUGCCACUAUCUACUUUCAAAAAGUUGGGAAUUGGUCACAUGAAACCUACUACAGUGACAUUGCAACUAGUUGAUCGAUCUUUGGGUGAACUGACCAUGCGACUUAACGAUGAGCACAUUACCUUCAGUGUUUUCAAAUCUAUUCAAUGCAAUGACAAAGAAGAAUGUCAUAUUGUCGAUGUGCUAGAUGAUUUAAUUGCAGAAGAAUUCAACGACCAAAGCAUAAUACUUUCUGAGAAGUUUGCAAUGACAUUUGAUGAUGAAUUUGUAGAUGAUUGUGACAGCAUGGUUGAAGCUAAUAAUAUUGAACUUAGGCAUGGAUGGCAGAUCGAAUCCUUAGACUUAGCCAACAGAACAACUCCAAUUUUCAAACCAUCUAUUGAUGAAGCUCCUACUCUAGAAUUGAAACCGUUACCUACUAAUCUUAAAUACGUUUUUCUUAGUAAUAAGAAUACUCUCCCCGUUAUUGUCUCCACAACAUUGGAUGUAACUCAAGAAGAGAAAUUGGUCCAUAUUUUUAAGCAACAUAAACGAGCUAUUGCUUAG